Messenger RNA from Botrytis sinoallii, 2931 nucleotides. RefSeq lists its product as uncharacterized. The transcript is spliced from 3 exons. NCBI's taxonomy places the organism in Eukaryota, Fungi, Ascomycota, Leotiomycetes, Helotiales, Sclerotiniaceae. The coding region runs from base 1 to 2931 and encodes 976 amino acids. The record is from RefSeq and is a predicted model, not a curated record.
AUGUCAUCAGACGCAGAAGUCAUUAUAUGCUAUUGUCUUAAGUGUGGGCUUAAGGUCGGCAGCUUUGAUAAUUCAUGGGAAGGUCUCGGGAAGACUUACUAUAUACCCAAAGUCAUAAGAGAUGCCACAGGAUUAAAGGGAGUUGGUUCUGUCAAGUUAGCAACUGGUCCAGCACAGGUUGGAACUGUCAUAGAAAAUAGUUCUCUCCAAGAUUUGGCUUGCGCAAAUUGCCGUGAAGUAUUUGGCCUGCUAUGCGAUAAUGCACCAGAAGGUCAUCUACUAAAAAAGGAUCAAUUACUCAUAUGUGCCAAGAAGAUAUCAAUGAAAUUGCAGCAAACAGGGGAAAAAGCAAUGUUAUUUGUCACAAAAACACAUGACUUGAAGAAAUCCUCAAAUAAGUCAAGCUCACUGUCCAGGCGACCAUCGUCAAUCCUGCCCGGGGCUCCGGGCCCCAGCGAAAUAUCCCGCCAAAGUGUAGAAAAACCUUUCACUCCAGCAGCAUCUUCACCGUCGAUACUGGGCGAGGCAAAAAUCAUGACAGCGAUUUGUGAGCAACGAAAAGAUAUUGAUCGCAUUGAUGCUGCUGUGGGUCGCCUUGAGAAUGACAUGCAGGGCGUUAAGAUCUUCAUGGAAAAUAUGCGCCGUGAAAUGACCGCGACUCAAAACGCUCGUCUUGUAGCUACCAGUGCCGUCGAAACUCUUCAGCAUGAUCUCAUCCGCGUGACCGAGAAAGCUGAUGGGGUGAAUGAUCUUCGUGCAGAGCUUAAUUCUCUGAACACUUGGGUCGAGCAGAUGAAGAAAACCAAUAGAAGGAAUAAUCUUCGUCCGGAGUUUGAUUCUCUGCGCACUCGAGUCGAGGAAAUGGAGAAAGCUAGUAGAGGAAAUGAUUUUCGUUCAGAAUUUGAUUCGCUACACACUCGAGUCGAGGAAAUGGAGGGAGCUAGUGUAGUGAACGAUCUUCGUGCAGAACUUGAUUCUCUACGCACCCGGGUUAAGGAGAUGGAGAGAGCCUCUCGCAAGGCUCCAACCUCAGACGCUCGAGCAAUAACCACUCCUGCACCUUCUGACGAAUUACAGGAAGGACAACUUCCGCCCAAACUAAUAUCUAACGAAAGAUGCAGUCCGCUUAACAAUGCAAGAGAUCUUUCAAUGCUUGAAGGCAGCAGGUCUUUGCACCGGAAGCGCCUGUACAGUGAAGCCGAAUAUGAUCAAAUGGAGAUCCAGACUUCACAGCUCGCAGAACUUGGAAAAUACAAACGCAGAAAAGAAACGGAAGCUCAACAAGAUGAAGACACAAGAUCUCUCUCAAUACCUCCUACUCGUUCACCAAGUAGAGAACCCGCCACUCCUUCCAUACCUCGUAUCGAAUCGCCUAUUCUUGGUCGUUACGAUACGAAUGGUGACGUCGGCCGUACUAAACAAGACGAUAACAUUCAGCACAUCGAGCAAGAUACCGAAAGACAAAUUUCGGAGUCACCCUCUCAACAAAUCGAAACUGAAAUGAACACUCCCAAUGGACAUAACAAUCAUGACGUACACCAACAAGUGCUACACAUCGCAACAGCUACUGCAAUGAACACUCCCGACGAAAGUGAUAAUAUUGACGAACAUCAAAAUUUGCAGAUUAUGUCAAAAGCCACGGAAUUGAGUAGUUCUAAUAACCCUAAAAAUGACGAGGGGCGUCAACAUCUACGGAACAACUCAAAGGCUACUCAAACAGAUAAUCCUGAUGAAAACAACAAUAAUAAAGAACAUCAAAUUCUGCAGCACGUCUCACAAGCUACCUCAAAUACACUCCCGGAUCCAUCUCAAGCGAUUUCUCCAGCAAACUCAAAUGGGAAUCCGUCAACGUCUCACCUAGAUCAACCCCAACAACAUCACCGAAGUCGAAAACAAUUGGAAAUCCCCAAUUCUUCUCAAUCAGAAUCAUCACAGAACACCCAAGAAAAACAGCUUCCAUCUAAUUUCCGUCGAGGUCCUGGCCGUCCUAGAGCCGCUCCAAAAGAACAGAAUCGUUUCACUCCACAUAAACAAGAUCAUCCUGCUGCCAAUACAACCCACUCUACCCGAGGUCUUAGCCAUCCUGAGGACGCUCCAAAUAAAGAAAAGCAAAGUACACCUCAAUCCCACCCACGUCGUGGCCGUCCUAAGGGAGCCCCAAAUAAAUCUUUCUUUACUUCCAGCACUUUCUCAAAUGGGCCCAGUAGUGAAGAACUAUCUACACCAGGAAGAGCAUUGCGUGGCCGCAUACUUCCCGUUCCAAAUUCGAAUCCUUUUGUCAUGGAAUUUGCAAAUAAACAAAGCAAUCUAGUGAUUGAUUUGACCUCUGGCAACGGACGUGAGGGCUCUGAGCCUCCUGGAGACAUUAAUGAGAGCCUGAUGCAAACUACUCGGCCGCAAAAGACCCACGUCUCGGUGCCCCUAAAUGGUGAAAAAGAGACCCCAUCUCAUCCUGCCAAAAGACAACGAAGAAAUACCCGCAGUUCUCAUCAAAGACCUUCCGUUGAUUUGGACAAAGCUCUCGCUUCCAGACCUGAAUCUGGGAAUACUACAAGCGAUGAGGCGGUAGAAAGUGAUUCUAUGGAUACCGGAAACGAGAGACGGACGAGAUCGAUCUCGAGACGUUCAAGGGAAUUCAAAGGGUCUCCGGUGGGUGAUGAUGAAAACUACACGCCGCCUCGUUCAGUGAAGUAUUAUGAGAAUCUUAAGAGGAAGAGAGCGCAAAGUGAGCAGAGUAAAGAAGAUCGAGAAGGAGGAAGGGGUAAUGAGAACGGAGAUGCACAGGAUAAUGAAGAGGAGAGGCAAGGAGAAAGAGGAAGAGAAAGGGAACGUCCAAAAGAACAAGAAAGACGAGAACGAAGGAAAAGUACACGAAGGAGAGAGAUAGAACGGAGAGAGGAAUUGGUCAAGCAAGCGUUGGAGAGGGAAUAA